Messenger RNA from Caenorhabditis sp. 36 PRJEB53466, 752 nucleotides. The record is from the annotation of a GenBank genome assembly. Lineage: Eukaryota; Metazoa; Nematoda; Chromadorea; Rhabditida; Rhabditidae.
AUGAGUGUUUUGUCGCUACCGGAGUGCGUUAAGAGUACGAGCAUUUUCAGAGAAUUUCAUUGGAAAGUUGCGUUUUCAGACUUGUUCCCAAAGGAGCAACUUGAGUUCUCGUUUUCGAUCACAGCCGACGAGAAACCAGUUCUUCACGAAGUGGAAUCACAUCAUAAAUCACUCAUAAAGAACUUCUAAUUGUAGGUGUUCAAGACGCAUGCGAGUUUCCACGAAUGUGGCGAGAUGAUUGAGGCGGUUUCAAAGAAGCAUCCAGAAUUGGGAAAUAGACUGGCUGCCGUGCUCGAGGGUAACAAGAAAAGAUUGGAGGGUUUGACUCCUACUGCUGUGGAGUAUGCUAAAGAAGUGAGUAGUGUUUUGUGAUAUGUAUCACGUCAAUUGUUUACUUUUCCGAUUUGUCUUUUCGAAACGAGAGUUGUAAAUUUCUUUCUCUUUUCCAUAUUUAAAAAACUGUGAAGGCCAGGUGUCUGUAAAGCUCAAACGCAUACGAGCUCAUUCCCUUUAUAGGAAAUGUCUGUUUUGAGAUCGUUCCUUUUGGAGUUUUGAUCGUUCCUUUUGCUAGAACUUACAUUUUUUAUCAUCAGUUUCAGCUGAUCUGUAUGGUGACCCACACCCUCUGCUCUCUUACCACUGGCAAGCCGGUAGAUGACACCGAGGCUAAGCGUCUCCACGAGAAGUUCCAGACACUUUCCGACGAGGACAAAAGCGGACUUCAGAGAAAUAAUCCGGAUAUCAAGUUCUAA